AUGCUGUCCACCCGCACGGUGGCCCUCCAGCUGCUGGCGCUGGGUCUCCUCCUCGCCCACCCCGCAUCUGCACAGAGCUGCGAUGCCUCCUUCAGGGGCAAGUCUGCCACCCUGGUGCUGACCGCCGCGUCUCGCCUGAACGACCCCUACGGCAUCUGCUACCCCCAGUUCACCAUCGAUGUGGACGCCACCACCUGCAUCCUCACCCUCACCCCCGCACCCCUCACCGCCGAACUCAAGUACAAGAACACGCCCUGCCCCACCUCCCCCCUCAACGGCAAGGCAGUGGUGGGCGCCGACAUCAGCAGCGCCCUGGCUCGCGCCCUCAAGAACGCCACCUUUGCCGCCACCACCGCUAAGACGGCCACCUUCCAGACCGCCUUCAAGGGCGCCACAGUGGAGACCACUCUGUCUGGCGUGGCCGGCGUCCUCACUUACGCAGUUGAGGGCACUGCCUUCUCCUGGCCCAACCUCGCCUCCACCGACCUCUGCGCCGCCGCCAACACCGCCUGCGACAACUCCGCCACCUGCGCUGACGGCCGCUACGACGACGGCGCCGUGUGCGCCGUCUGCCCUGCUGGCGCCGAGUGUACCGGAGGCGCCAUGACCACCUGCGACGCCGGCUCUGUUGCCGCCAACGUGGGCUCCACCGCCUGCACCGACUGCGCUGUUGAUACCUACCGCUCCACCGCCGGCAGCUCCAUCUGCGAGCCCUGCCCAGACAAGUCCUUUGCCUACUUCACCGGCUCCACCGGCUGCCUGGCCUGCUACUUUGGCGUGCCCAAGGUGGUUGCGGGCGAGAUUGACGGCGUGGUCGGCUUCAACGGCGACCUGCCCGACGAGCAGCCCAAGCCCGGCUACCGCAUCGUCACCCUGCCCUCCACCAGCACCCUGGAGGCCUGCUCCCUGGCCCACCCCUUCAACACCGGCGACAACAAGUGCGACAGCCUGGACGGCCGCACCCUGGCCAUUGAGACCGAUGCAACCUGCGAAGUGCGCGUGUUUGUGCUGGGCGACAGCAAGUGCUCCGUGGCAGACGACCUGGCCGUGAUGGACGGUGUGUACAAGAGCCUGAACGUUAUCGCCUCUCGUGAUCAGGACAAGACUGCCCAGGGCGGGGCUGGCCUGCAGGUUGAUUUCAGCGCUCAGACGCUGGCCAUCACCGACGGCGCCACGUCCUGCACUGACGCCAGCCUGGUCCUCACUGCCUUUGCCCCCGCCACCUGCCCCACCGGCACCACCAGCGAGGCCAACCCCCAGGACGGCCCCACCGUCACCGUCUUCGUGAGCAAGCAGUGCGCCCCCUGCGACUCCGGCUACCAGUGCGCCAGCGGCGCCGCCGUGGCAUGCAUUGGCGGCACCGCCAACGAGCUGAUCGGCGCUCUGUCCGCCGCUGACUGCACCACCUGCUCCACUUACACCGUCAGCUCAAGGGGCGCAGCCAAAUGCCAGGAGUGCCUGGCCGGCACCACCCCUAACCUGGCCCACACCCAGUGCCAGCUGUGCCCCCAGGGCACCUUCAACACCAAGGCCGGCAGCAAGUGCGAGGAUUGCCCCGCGGGCACCUUCCGCUCCUCCGGCGGCGGCGACGGCACCAAGUGCACCAAGUGCCCCCCCGGCAGCUGGUCUGGUGUCAAGGCCAACGUUUGCAUUGAGUGCGACGCUGGCUAUGCCACAGAGGAGGAGGGCUCCACCUCCUGCUCCCCAUGCGGCCCCGGCACCUUUGCCAAGGGCGACGGCUCCCACACCUGCAAUGAGUGCCCCGCCGGCUCCUACUCUGACCAGCCGUUUAAUGACCAGUGCACUGACUGCGGUCCUGGUGCCAUCACUGUCAACGUGAACGGCAAGGGCGCCUCCACCUGCGCCAAGUGCAAGGUCGGCACCUGGAAGCCCCCUGGCGCUACCGACAACAAGUGCCGCACCUGCCCCACCGGCCACGAGACGGGCUCCACCCAGGAGGGCGCCUCCACCUGCACCGAGUGCGCUCGCGGCAAGUUCUCGGCCACCCCCAACACCGCGCUGUGCACCCCCUGCCCCAAGGCCUACUUCGCCGCCAGCCAGGGCCAGAAGGCGUGCAAGGCCUGCCCAUCCGGCCAGAUCACCGACGCCACCGGCGGUGCUGCGGCUGACGGCACCGGCGCCAGCAGCUGCACCAAGUGCGGCGCCCGCCGCUUCCGCCCCUCCAUGUACGCUGCCAACACCUGCACCCUGUGCCCCAAGGGCCGCGAGACCAAGCUGGCGUCUGGCGCCGCCGCCUGCACGGCCUGCAUCCCCGGCACCAGCCAGAUUGGCAUCUCGGACCUCAACUGCACCGCCUGCGCCGCGGGCGAGUACGCCGACAAGCAGGGCUUCUCCGGCGCCUGCAAGCAGUGCCCCAAGGGCUACGCCGUGCCUGACGAGGGCAACAGCGCCUGCGACAUCUGCGACCCGGGCACCUACCAGGACGAGGCCGGCCAGCUGAGUGCAAGGACUGCCCCCACCGAGCUGGAGUCGUGCCUGCCCGCCCCCAAGGGCAACUACGCCCCCGGCACCGGCAACGACGGCUUCAUCCCCUGCGAGGGCGGCACCUACCAGGACAACGAGGGCCAGCGCGCCUGCAAGCCCUGCCCCGCUGGCAGCUACUGCCAGGCCUCCAAGAUGGUCAAACCCUCCGCCUGCCCCGCCGGCAAGUAUGGCACCAAGCUGUCCUCCAUCACACCCAACGACUGCGCCGCCUGCCCCAUCAACUCAUACACCGACAUUGUCGGCCAGAACAAGUGCAAGAAGUGCACCACCGGCCUGUGGACCGCCCGCAAGACGGGCCAGAAGCUGUGCUGGGACAACACCAAGAACCUGCCGCCCACCAGCCGCUGA
Molecule: messenger RNA, 2853 nt
Organism: Chlorella variabilis
Lineage: Eukaryota; Viridiplantae; Chlorophyta; Trebouxiophyceae; Chlorellales; Chlorellaceae
Exons: 8
Coding region: 1-2853 (950 amino acids)
Source: RefSeq, a predicted model, not a curated record